AUGACUGACUCCCCGAUCUCCCAGGCCGGCCUAUUCGGCGAAGCGGUGGAGGACUUUGCCCAACAGUUCUCCUCCGCGCAGAAGCAGACGGAGGCGUUUCGACAAAUCAUCCUGCCCCGGCGGUCUGCGGCUGUCGCCCCACCGCCGGCUGCAGCCCCUCUGUCUGCUCGUCGCCGAGGGUGCCCUCCUGCGGCCUCCACCUCCGCUCCAGCACGGCCACAACAGCAGCCUUCACAACGGCCGCAGCGUGGAGCUGGCCGCAGGAAACCGGUGCAGCCCGCCUCCGCCCCUGCCAAGCCCUUUGUCUUCAGACGACAGGCUUCUCUGAGUAAAAAAAUGCCUCCUCCUCAUGAGCGCCACGAAAGGACAACUGAACAUGACGAGGGUUCUCCUACCAAUCCUGUUAAGUUCCUGGGUCAGGACUAUCAGAAGCUGCUCCAGAAAUCUCUCAGAAGAAAAGAGCUGUACAAAGAUGAGUUGUUCCCUCCAAACAGCAGCUCUAUUGGCACUCUGAGUAAAGAAGCUAACCUGGACUAUAAUAAUGUCAUAUGGAAGAGACCAGCAGAAUUAGUGUCACCUGGUAAACCAUUCUUCACUAUUGAUGGAAUGUCCAGUUCGUAUUUGUUUUUAGGGAACUGCUGGUUUUUGGCUUCAAUUGGGGCUUUAAUCUCAAAAGAUGAGGAGACAUCAUUUAUGACGAAACAUAUCAUAAACCAAGUCCUUCCAACAGGCCAGACAUUCAGCAACAAUUAUGCAGGGAUAUUUCACUUCAGGUUCUGGCGAUUUGGGAAAUGGAUUGAUGUUGUCAUUGAUGAUCUGCUUCCAACAAUUGAUGACAAGCUCAUUUUUGUGGGUUUGAAAACAACUAAUGAGUUUUGGCCUGCCUUACUGGAGAAAGCUUAUGCAAAGGUGUGCGGAUCUUACGCAGACCUAGAUGGUGGAUUCAUGUCUGAGGCCCUGAUGGACUUCACUGGUGGGGUGCACAUGGAGUUUGUGUUGAAUGAAGCCCCUACUUAUCUGUGGGACAUUAUGGAUCGUGCAGCUAAGUCACAAACCCUCAUGGGCUGUGCUUCUUAUGACAGGGAAACACGUGAAGCUGUGUCACCCAAUGGCAUAGUUGGGGGUCAUGCUUACACUGUGACAGGUGUUUUCAAGGUGAUGAGUGAAGGAAAUCCAGUUCAUCUGGUGAGAGUGUUAAACCCAUGGGGAAAUACAGAGUGGAAUGGAGACUGGAGUGACAAAUCAUAUUUGUGGGACACAGUGAGUAAGCAGGACCUCAAGUGCCGUGAACGUCUUGAAAACGGGGAGUUCUGGACGUCAAUGGAAGAUUUUACCAGAAACUUUGAAAGCUUGGAUAUCUGCUGUCUCUCUCCUGAUUUUCUGGACAGAUCCUCUGGAUGCCAUUGGAAAUCACAAUGCAAUUUUGGCAAAUGGAUUGCUGGGACUACAGCUGGUGGUUCCAUGGACAAUAUGGCGACUUUCUGGAAAAACCCUCAGUUUCGGGUGAGGAUCGAGGAGCUUAGUGAGGACUGUACUCAUGAGGAGGGUGCUGAAAACAUACUGGUGUCGCUCAUGCAGAACCAUGAGAAGAGAACCAGAAGUAGCCAAAAGAACUUCAUGAUUGGUUUCUAUGUUUUUAUGGUGAGAGGUGAGAGUGGGAAGUUCUCAGCUGAGUUCUUUAAUGACAAAACACCUGUGGAAAUUAAGUCUUUCCAAAACUUGAGAGAGGUGAUGGGAUUCUUCUGGCUGGAGCCAGGAGAGUACCUGAUUGUACCGUGCACAGAGAAUCCUGGUCAAACUGCCUCCUUCAUUCUGUCUAUUUUCUCAAAGCAUGAGACACACUUUGAAUAUAUUGAAGAGGCUGAGGAGAAUGAAGACACUUCCUGAUGUAAGCGAAGCCUGUCACUCAAAGUGGCUACUUGGAGAAAUAAGUCAACUUAUACCUAAUCACGUUUUCUUUGUUCUUUCAUGCUCAGUUCAGAAUGGCUAUUUAGCUUUAUUUUAUUACUCUUUUUUCCUCCAAAGAAAUCAAUUUGUGACCACUGUUGACAGCUGUUAAACUAAAGCUAAUGU
Molecule: messenger RNA, 2073 nt
Organism: Sinocyclocheilus rhinocerous
Lineage: Eukaryota; Metazoa; Chordata; Actinopteri; Cypriniformes; Cyprinidae
Product: calpain-1 catalytic subunit-like
Exons: 13
Coding region: 1-1887 (628 amino acids)
Biological process (GO): proteolysis
Cellular component (GO): cytoplasm
Molecular function (GO): calcium-dependent cysteine-type endopeptidase activity
Source: RefSeq, a predicted model, not a curated record